ACGUCAUUCAAGAUGGCUUCCGGCCGGUGUUAGUUGUGUGUUUAUUUUCGUCGCGAACAGUCUGCAAGCUGUUCGACUUUCUUAACUUUUUGCUUUCAUGUGAGAUCAGAACGAUGGCCUGUGUUUAAUACAGGUCUUGCAAUUAUUCCACGAUUCAAUCAACAGCUCUUGUCUAUCGUGGACGAAAAUGUUGAUCAAGGAAUACAGAAUUCCUCUGCCGAUGAGCGUUGAAGAAUAUCGCAUCGCUCAAUUGUAUAUGAUUCAGGUAAGCCAAUUUUUUUAAAAGAGAUCUGAUGUAAAACAGUUUUUCUGAGUACAAAUCUGAAAGGACUCUCCUCGUUGCCUUUGAAAGUGACACCAGGUUCGACUUCGUUAAAGAACCUUCGAUCGCAAAUGACUGUUUGCUAAUGUCAGAAUUUAUGUACCGGCCUUCGAUGUCUGAAACUCGCAAACAGCCGAAAAGAGGCAAAAUUUUCUUGUAUAUAUGUGUACCUGAAAGGAGUUUAAACUUGAGGUCACUAACAGCAUCUUCAUAGCUGAUCGAAAAAAGUCUUGGCACGACAUUAACUUUUACAGCAUGAUGCAUCACUUGCCUGUCAAUAAUUCACUUUCGUGACAGCUUUAAAACUAACGUACCUUCGCUACAAACGAACGAACCUUUUAUCUCAGACGUAAACUAACUGUAGUUCAGGCUUAAAAACAAAGUUUGGAACUCAUUCAUUAAACGCCAUUUAGAACGAAGGUGAGAUCAAGAAGUCAGUGGUAGAAAUAAGUGGAUAUUUAUGGCGUUUCUUUUCGUUUCGUGCAGAGGUACAUGUUUGUCAAGUUUCUUAUAAAUGCCAAAAUAUAAGCUUAUGUGCGUGAAAUGUCCAUUUGUAUGCAAUGCUAGUGUUUGCGCUAACACAUUUGACUUAGCGUGGGCGAUCGGACAUGUCCUUGCAUUAAAACCUGUUAUUUUCUAUUCUUUGAAUUCCAGAUACACACAUAUGUGCCCUAGAAUGCUAGGUCAUUUUUGUAUGUUGUAUUCCAAAGAAAAAGUAAUAUUAACUGCCACGAAAGAUAUAGUAAUAGAGAAGCAAGCUUCCAAUAAUAUUGAAAGUUCAGCUUUCAUACUAAAAAAUAGUGUUCUCUAAAUUUGAUUACUACCUUUGUUCCAGCUGAAUAUUUUGGCAUUACUGCAAAAGACGACUCUGUAGCGGUCCAUGUUUGAUAUUAACCCAUUCAAGAUAAUAUUCAUAAUUUUAUGACAUUUUAUUCAGUUAAGAUAAAACGAUCUUGGAUACCUUCUUGCUCCCAGAUGUCCAGUUUGAUUUUUAGCCAAGAGAAUAUGGUCAGUGAUAAAUAAUUACCACUUGCAGCUGCAUUCAUUCAGUCUGAAAUGAAGUAAACAAAAAUUAGUGCAUCUACAACUUUUGCCAUUGAUAACAGUUUUAUUUAUGGCAACAUAUAAAGAAAUUGAGGUUUUCUAAGAGAGUGGAAAGAAAGGUACUUAUGAAACAACUUUUUAUAAAUUUCAAGAGCAAUGAUAGCUUUGAUCAAUAGUAUUAUGCGCUUUAAUAAGCUUAUGAUAUGUGAGCAUUAACAUGGAAAAUCCUUUAAAUAUUCUUUUCAAAUGUUGCCCAUUCUUACUUUAAUUAUGUAAAUUAUUGUUAUUUAAGUUUUUUUUUUGCAGUGACCGCGGAGCAAGGUGAAAAGUGGGAGGGCUGACAAUUGAAAAUAACUUUUUUCAUAUUGAAAAUCGAAAAAAGGAAUAAAAUCAUAGUAUUUGAUUUGCUUCUGUCGCGUGACUUUGCAUACUUUAUCCAGUAUAUGUGAACAACUCGCACUUCCAAAAAAAUGAAACUUCUAACAAUAUAUUGAAAUGUUUACUGGUCAAACUCAAACACACCAUUUUCACUGCAAGUAGUUGUCGCCUUUUCUGCAGAGGUUACAGACUUUGACGAAGUCCCAGAUAACUCUAAUAAACGACCAACAUACACGGUCAGUUCAGAUUCAAUGCAAGAAAAGACGCGAUUACAAUUUUAGUAUAGAAAAUACUACACUGAAGUGAUCUGAAAAAAUUCUAACUAUGUCCGUUCACUGUUCAAGUAAUGUAAUUCUUCUUGCCAUCGAUUAUUUCAUUAAUUCGAAAGGAGAAAGACAAAAUAUAAAACUUUUAUCAACUCAAAACAACUACUCACCUUCGUUUGGCUAGAAAAAGCUAGUAAUUUUCUUCAUUUCGUCUGAUAAAACUGAUAAAAAACUCUGCCGGAGCUGGAAGUACAAAACACGCUGCCGAACGAAGCGAAGGGGUGGCCAAGGCAAGGCGUUUGAUCAAGGGGCAAGUCGGCCCCAGGGCACAAUUACCGCGAAAAGCACAGGAGCCCCACAAAAUGCCUGGCGUUUGAAAUUAAAGAAAAUACAGAGAAUAUAGCGGAAUAUAGACGGAAAAAAACUUGUUUCAAGUCUUUUUUUUAUUUUAAUUAUUUUUCUUUUUAGCGCAAAAAGUGGGAACGGGGGCGCAAAAAAGUGGUGGGGCCGCGGCCCUACCAGCCCCUCCCCCUUCGCGGUCCCUGUUUUGGCAAAAUUAUUCAUCUUCUUUGCACAAGGAUCACCAUACAUAUUUUAAGAUUUUUUGUCAUCUGUAUUCGUUUUACAGUAGUAAAUGCCUUAAUCAACAUUUUUUUUUUAAUGAUGGUAACAAGUUAAGAUUUCUGUCUUUUUAUCGAAAAGUUGGAGCAUUUUUACCCAUUUGCAAAGAAGAAGCAAGUGAAAAUUUCUCAUCAAGUAUAAACAUAUCCCCCAUGCAAAGUUCAAAAACGAAUAGCAGUGUGUGAUAAAGUUAAAACCCAAAGAAGAAGCUGAAUGGUUUUAUACUUUUUUUUAAAGUAUGAAUUGCAAGUUUGCAUAUUACAUGUAUGAGUGAAGGAAUGAAAAUCCAUAGGCUUUGGACUGUUUUGGCCAAAAAAACUGAUAGUAAAAUUCAAUGUGGGAAUUCUUUUUAUUGUGAUAAUUACUUUGUGUGGCCAGUACCGCUGCUACCUGUAGAUCCAUUUACUGAUGAGUGUUAGAAGUGAUCAAACAACUUACUAUUCCUCACUAUGUAUGUAGGGGGAAAAUGCAGGGACCCACUGAAAACUGCUAAGGCGAGUGGUUUCCUUGCAUAAAAAAUUAUAUUAUUAUUAUUAUUAUUAUUAUUAUUAAAAAUCGAACCUUUUGUGGAAUAUGAGAUUGCAAGCAUUUGUACUUGCAAUAUUGGUGAUAUACUUCAGCUGAAAUGCCUUGGGGGUCUUAUAAUAUGAAGCAGUACCUACACAUAGCCAGCAGUACCUGCAUAGCCAGCAGUCAGUGCAGGGGGAUGACAGAGUUCUCAACAUAAAUUGAACCUAUAAAACAUCAGGGUUCAUAUAGGUCAUGGAAAACCUGGGGAGUCAUGGAAUUUUAAGAAAAAUUUCAAUUUCCAGGCCUGGAAAGUCAUGGAAUUUAAUUGCCGGUCCUCGAAAGUCAUGUAAAAUUAAAGUUUUGUUUGAUAAAUGAGUUACUGCAGAUGACAAGGAAAGGACAAUGUAAUAUAGUGAGGAGUUAUUAAACAGUGCAAAUGGCAUGGAUUUUGGUAGCCACCAGAGUUUGUGUCUGUUGGAUUGUUUGAGGUCAUAAAAUACCCUAAAACAAGGAAAUUUUUUAACAUUUUUUAGAAACUGACCUCUAAACCUUAAGUCUUGGAAAACUUGAAAAGGUCAUGGAAAAUGUCAUGGAAAGUCAUGGAAUUUGAAGAGCUCCCUGACCAUAGCACCUGUGAUGGGUGUUGCUCAUAAGUGUUAAAGCUUUGAGUUGAUCACUUUAACACAAAGUUUCUUAAGGCCUGUUUGCCAUGUGCCAUGUUGUUAACAUUGCUUACAAGAAUGGAAUAGUUUUUUUGAAAAGUGAUAAAUUAUAUUAAUUAUUACUAUUAAUUAUUAAUAUUAAUUACUAAUUAAUUAUUGACAAUCCUGGAUGGUUUUUGAGCAAACUAUUUCUGUAAAGUUUUGGUGUUACUUUUCUCUCUUUUUUUGUUUGUGUAUUUUUUUCUUAGCAUGACUAUUUGUAUCCCUUUUAUAAAGACUAAACAAAUAAGAUGAUAAUAUCAUAUAGGUGGCAAAUUUCUCCCUAAUUUUGGAGACUUGAAUUAAAUUUCAGUGUUACAGGUACCAGUAAUUAAUGUGAAAUAACAAAAUAUGCAAUACCAUCGUUUGGAGGAUAUAGGGUACGUAUAAUGAUCACCAAAAGAUGAAUGAAGCAAUCAUUCAUUGUACAUUGUAAGGGCUCAUUAAAGGGGAGCAUGAAAUAAAACCACAAGUGAUAUCUGAUCUCAUCUGAUCUGAAAUACUCUCUUUGAUUCACAAGUGCUGAUCAUGUCUAAGUAAGGGAAAUAGUGCUGCGCACAGAUGACGUCACAACAAAAUUGUGAGCCCUACCGAGCUUCAGACAAACAUGGUGGUUGACCUGCACCGUUCUAAACCUCUUAUCCAUUGGUCCCGUUUAAUGUGCACUUCCAUUGUUUUCAGGGAUAGAGGCCUUGUUAUGUCAUAAUCCCUAUUGUUUUCCCAGCCAGUCACUUUGCUUUCUUUCUGGAUUUUUCGCUUUUAUUUAGUGACUCAGACUUGACUUUUCAGAGAUCCUUGAGUCCCUCUUACAUUCUACCCAGCUACAACACUUCUUGCUGUUUACCAUUUCCCGAUAAAAAUACACAAAAAACUUUGUUUUGACUCAACACUCGGUGAACGCGCAUACAAAGCCUUUGAGUGAGAAGCAAGGACUAUCUGAGUCUUGAGGGGAGUCUCAUCUGAUGUAAACUCUUUUUAAGAAUCUGUGCGCAGCACUAUUGAAAAGAGAAUUGACAGGUUGAGAUUUUAUCAGAAGUCAGUUAUGCCUUUUAUUACAGGCACCAUUCAAAUGAUGGCUGUGGAAGACUCCUGAUAGGUUUUGAAUUUUCUUCCUCAAAAAUGUGGAGCUUGCUUCUUAUCACCCAAACAGCUGUUUAAUUCUCUUAUUUAUGGAUACAGCUGUGAAUAAGUAAUUUAAUAUAUUUAUAGAUUAGUUACUCUUAAAAUUCAAGGUGUAAUUCAAUAAAAUUAUUCAAUUCAAUUCAAUUUAUUUCUCUCAAUAUGUAACAAGUUCAGAUGCCCCUUGUGUUAGAAUUACAUAAUCAACUUGUGUUUCAUUUUUGAGGUUCUUAAUCAAUUUAUUAUUUUUUUUCAAUAAGAUUAAUUAGUGAAUAAAUAAUGAUGCAACAUAUAUACUACAUGUAUUUUACACACAUUUACAUGUAUUCAAUUAAUAUUUCCCAAGUAAUAUAAAUAUUGCUUUCUGCUCUUGCUAAUCAUGUAUACUUUUAAAAAGUCUUAAAUUAAUUUUGAAAGCCAUAAAACCUUUGAGAAUAUUAUGAUAAUAUUGACACCAUAUCGUGCUUAAAAAGUCUUCUUGUUUAAGUGAUGAAAAAUCCUUAUCUCACCAUAUUUUAGGCAGGUGCUAUGUCUUAGCAUUUUUUAGGCAAGCGAAUACAAGCGCAAAGUGAACGAGGAGUGCCAUGGGCGAGGGGGUGAAGGCAAAGGAAAAAAACUCUUCUCAUUGCGUGUCUCGUGAUCCGUGCUGGCAACGCACUUGCCUUUGCUUGCCAGAAAAACGCCAAAAAAUGACGCCUGUCACUGGCUAAGCAUCGCUGUCCAGUUUUUUGCCUUUAAGUUUUUGUAGCUUUUUUAAAGACCAAGUGUUCAUUUCUUUUGUCAACAACUCUUUAGAAAAAAAGCAGGCUGGAUAGCGUUGGUGAAGGAAGUGGAGUAGAGAUUCUUGAAAACAUACCUUAUACAGAUGGACCAGGAGGCAGUGGACAGUACACAAAGAAAAUCUACCACAUUGGAAGCCAUCUACCGGGCUGGCUUAAAGCAAUUCUGCCCAAGGCUGCGUUGAGAGUGGAAGAAGAAGCUUGGAAUGCAUAUCCCUACACCAAGAUGAGGACAACUUGCCCCUUUGUGGAGAAAUUUUUUGUUGAUGUAGAGACGUAUUAUUACCCUGAUGCUGGACAACAGGUAGAGUUCACGUAUGUUGUUCUAAAACUUGUACUGUUUUCUUAUCGUCCCUUAUAAGGGAAUCUGGAUUCUGGAAUACGGGAAAUUUUUGCUUGUGGAAUCCGAAAUCCUGGGAUUUGGAAUCUGGCAUACAGCUCAAGGAAUCCAGAACCCAAGUUUUACUGACAAAGACGCAAUCCGGUACCUGGAAUCCAGAAUCCAUGGCAAGGAAUCCAGAAUCCAAGACUGUGUUGGAUUCCCCUACAUGGGGCGAUUCUUAACACUGUAAACCAAAAGUUCCUUUCUCCUUUCAGUUUAGUUACAUUGGCAAUUAAAACGUGUUGAAAUAAUGAAAGUAUGAAAAUGAUAAUGAUAUUAGAACUGCAGAAUGAAAUUAAAUGCACAGAGGAUGGUUAUUGCAGUUAUAGGCACAACUUUUGUAUAUUUUCCAAAAAGAGAGCCCGAAAAGAUUCAGGCUUGUUUACUCAGGAUUCAAACUCUGCAAAAGUUGCAUCUAUAACUGCGAUGAUCUAUUUAUACUAGCGAGCUGAAGCAACGAGAACGCAGACAUACCCGAUGUCAAGACUGGAAGCGGGAAGUGUUGUUGGCUUUUCGCUUAAUGAUACGCUUCACCCAAAUUUGAAACCUUUUGUUUUUACUCCUGUAGUUUGAUGUUAUCGAACUCAGACCACUAAAAGAGAGAAAAGACCUUCUUCGGGUUGUUAUUUUUGACUUCCAGGACGUGAAGGUUUACGUUGCUUAAGCUCGCUAAUGUCUUUUUAAGACGUGUUCUUUUAUCCGCCUCUCAUAUUUCUCUUUGGUACCACCCAAACAAAGAAUAAGAGAAGUAACUAAGCAGAAACACUAAAUAAGGAAAGAAAAUAGCAUGCUGGGCUAGAUGCCAUGACUAAAUUUUGGAAUCUGAGUGGUGUGCUUACCUGCAGUCGCAAAGGGUCUCAAAAUGUCUGACUUUCUGUAGUUGUCGUCUUCCUUUGUACUAGCUACAUUCCCUAUUAACUUUCACAACCAGUUUCUGUGAAGAUUAAAGCCAUAUAACAAUCAUAUCCAGUUCUUUUUCCUGUUGUUUUUUUUUUUUAGGAAAACGUUUUCAACCUGUCAGCUGUUGACCUUCAGAGUCGGGAAGUUGGUGAGUUGGCCUUUUUUUUUGUUCAAACAAAAAAAUUUCUUCGGGAACAAGGUCAUUUGGGAGGACUUCCACUAAAAAGAAUAGACGUUUCUAAGAAAAGACUUUCUGAUCGCUGGUCGUUAUCCUGCAAGAGCAGACGCCUUCUUCCGCUCUUGACUCACUCGCCAUGAAAGAAGAGCCGAAAAAGGCGUCUGUUCUCACAUGCUACAUGCGUACCUGANUCCUUUGUACUAGCUACAUUCCCUAUUAACUUUCACAACCAGUUUCUGUGAAGAUUAAAGCCAUAUAACAAUCAUAUCCAGUUCUUUUUCCUGUGGUUUUUUUUUUGUUUAGGAAAACGUUUUCAACCUGUCAGCUGUUGACCUUCAGAGUCGGGAAGUUGGUGAGUUGGCCUUUUUUUUUGUUCAAACAAAAACAUUUCUUCGAGAACAAGGUCAUUUGGGAGGACUUCCACUAAAAAGAAUAGACGUCUCUAAGAAAAGACUUUCUGAUCGCUGGUCGUUAUCCUGCAAGAGCAGACGCCUUCUUCCGCUCUUGACUCACUCGCCAUGAAAGAAGAGCCGAAAAAGGCGUCUGUUCUCACAUGCUACAUGCGUACCUGAACUAUAAUUGGUUGAAAAAUACUGACGUCACAGAAAUCGUUUCCCAGCUCGGGAUCACAGACGCCCUUUUCUCGGCGAGUGAAACAAGAGCCAAAAAAGGCGUUUGCUUUCGCAGGUUAACGGAUCUUUGGCUCAAACGUAUUGUUAUUAUUUAGUAAUAAAGCUGAGAUUCACUUUAACGUGGUUCAAGAAAAUGUUUUUUGUUUGCUCCUGCAGACAUAAUUGAUCCAAUAAAGGAUGCAGUUUCCACAUCAGAUUACAGAGAAGAAGAAGACCCCUUAUUAUACAUCUCCAGCAAAACAGGACGUGGUCCCCUGAAGGAGAACUGGCUAGAACAUUACAGAGUAGAGAAUCCUCCUUCCGAUGUUAUGUGUGCUUAUAAGCUUAUUAAGGUUGAAUUCAGAUAUUGGGGAAUGCAGGUGAGGAAUUAACCACUGAGACUGACCUGUGUCAGUUGGUUAUUUUUGAGUCGCUAGUGGUAGGGUUUGACACUGCAACCCCCGCCAAAGUACCCGUCAAAGCAAAUGCUGCCUGAUUACAAGAAUCGUAUCGCUCGCUACGCGUUUCUCGUAGUGGGUAACGACUAAAAUUGCAAGUAUCCCGCUUGCAUGUUAGUAUCACUGCGCAUCGUUUCAAACGAAAUAACGAAGAUGCGUUUUUUCGAAUUCUUGACGCAUGUGUUUACAAGACAAGGAUCCAUAAGCUAGAUACAAUGGCAAAAACUUAUUCCUUGAGCUGCUGUUUAAAACUCCGGUUGUUGAUCUACUGUUUCUUAUCCACCAUAACGUUAGUGGGUGCUUUAGAAUUUGUCCAUGAAAAGGAUUUUUCGUAAACAACUGGCAACUUGUGGUGAAGGAUUUUUCUGCACAAUUCCAAAUAAACCUUAUCCUGAAGGUUAAUGAAAGUGGUAAAUCCGUAAUGUAGUGGUGGGUCCAAACCGUACACUCAUACAAGUCAACAUAAGGUUUGAGGGGGCUAUAAACAGGAAUUAUUAUGAAAUCCCUCUUUUCUUUUCAUUUCUUUAACUGCAAGAGUUAAUUAUCUGUGCGUUGUUUCCUUGUAAGCCGCCCAGUGUAGAACAUUACCGCGAAAAUACUCAAUCAUUAAUACUGCAUGGUAUAUUACAGUUAUAUUUUGCUACUUAAAAAUAACAGUUUACUAUUAGAGUUGAGACUACUGAGAAAACCGGCGGUAACUCACUUUUUUAGGGAAGCAGCGUGGCCGAGUAGUUAUAACGCUGGACUUGUAAUGGGGGGGGCUCGGGUUCAAGUCCAUCCCUAACCGAUAGCUGCCGGAUUUGUUCUCGGUAGUCCCGAGCUCAAAUCCUCGGCCACGCUGGUAAAUAACCUUCUAGUUCGGCUCCUACCAGUGGGGAUUCUUAACCGUAUUAUUUUCUAGUUAAAUGUAUAUGUUUUGUUAUACCUGAAAAGUCCCACAAGGGGUGAGGAUAAUUGAGUAUUUAAUUUGAUUGAAUUUGUUGUUGUUUGUAGAACAAAAUUGAACAUUUUAUCCACUCGGGUCUGAGGCGGCCCAUGUUAAUGGGCCAUAGACAAGCGUGGGUGUGGCAAGAUGAGUGGUACGGACUCACGAUUGAAGAUAUUAGGAAAUUAGAGGAAGAAACACAGAGAAUAUUGGCCAGAAAAAUGGGGACACUUUCAGAGACUAACAAAGUAAACAGCAGUUUAUCUUUAGAUCACGAUUCCGAUCAGGAAAUCGGCUUUGCCAGCGACAAAGGACGUGGAAGUGUAGUUUAUGUCCAAGACAAUAACAACGGCACAAAGCUGGAUUUAAUUUCUAAAACUUCACUAGAUGACAGUGAAGGAAGUAUAUCUCCUUCACCUGUUGCUAUAACGGUUGAGAAAUUCGGAUAUGAUGAAGAGAAUCCGUCUCAAAUCCUGCAUGAAAAACUGAGCAUGAAAAUCUCUCAUGGCUUAGAAUGUAAUGGUUUAGGACAAAAGGAACGGAGCCCUUCUUUCGACAGUUCGUCCGCGAGGGGACUGUCGCGAGCUGAGAUGCUGAUGGGAUGGCGAAUGAGUACUAUAGAAACCGUUGAAUCCGAUUCUGGAGAAGAAGAGUUUUUUGACGCACAAGGUAUGGUAUGGAACCUAACCCUAACCCUUUCCGUAGUUAGCUUAGAUACCAACAGCAACGUCCCUGUUUUUAGAUAUCCUGCCUAUGACUAUUGAACUGAUUUGUGUUUGUGUAUGUGAAUGUCUUUUUGUGAAAGUAAACAUGAUCUUCGCAGUAGAAUAAACAACCUAAGCGGUCCUAAGGGGUAUUUUGAACUGCGGAUAAACAUGAUUCAUUUCAUAUAUUUUAAUUCAUGUCCUCUUACAUGUAGGGCUUUUAUACAAGCUUCCUGGCUCAUAGAUCGUACCUGCGUAAACAAAUUUAAUUGAUGUAUUGAUUGAUAUCAAAUUGAAGACCCUUUCAUACAUGCAUAUAAUUCUAUUGCAGAGGAUCUGGAAGAUAACUUAGAUUCAAAUCUGCUGUCCAUUCGUCACGUGGAACUCAGCAACAGUUUUAAAAGCCUUGAGUUAGACACGGAUUCCUCACGGGGCAGUAGAGAGUCUUUGGAUUCGGUAGCUUCUUCACUUACUGAUGAACAGAGCUUAGAUAAGGUAAGACGACGAAAUUCGCAGACUCCAAUAAUGACUACCGUACAGGUUGUCGAAACGUCAUUCUCGAUCAGCCACUGUCAUAAACAGUCCAUUCACUAUUUUAGAUUUCGUAAAGGCGAAAACAUCACUGUCUCGUAGGGAGAAAGUUUUACCAUGCGUAUAAAACCAAUGGGAACUCGAUAAAGCCAAUAAAGUGCAGAAUGCAAAUAAAUCAUCCCUUUAAACCCUAAGUAUAAAAACAAAGGGUUGAAUUGCUCGCUUUCAUAGUUUGUGUGUACAACGCUUUAUGAAGGACCUUUUGUUGCUACAAGCCACUUGCUUCUCUGUAGUUCGCAUUUGAAUAGGCUCAAUUGAAUGGCUUAGUUCAGUUUCGUUCCACUGAAGAAAUGAAAUUAGUCAAAAUACUCGCUCUCUUGUUUGACUAUCGGCUGGUUUAUUCACCAAGUUCUGUCUCUUUGCUCCUUGUUUUUCAGUCUCCUCGACUCCUUAGAAAAGAAAAGUUGUGUAAAAAGGUCAGCGAUACUUCUACUUGUUCGUUACCAGCCUCCAGCAUUACUAGCCUCAUUCUCAUCAUCCACGGUGGGACGCAAAUAGACACGGGCAUGGAUCCCACGUCACGUGCCAUGGACUUUAAACUCCUCCAGGAUGCAUUUGAAGCGGUGAUUAAUUCACACUACAAAGGUGCUGUGGGAAGGAUCGCUCUGAGGCUCGUCGAGUGCCCAGCUAUUUGCUCCAAAGCACUGAAUCUGUUGUCUCAGCUGUGUCCUUACUCUGAAAGUGAUUCGGGUAAGAAUUGAAUGGCCAUAAACAAGAGUCGAAAUGCAAACCGUAGACGGGAAAACCGACAGUCUAAAGGACCAUUUCAAUUCCUUUUUGUCAAUCUCCUCACGAUUCGGCAUCACGCUCUUUCCCACGAAGGCAGAAAGUUCUCUUAGUUCGCUAGUCUAUUGUUGGACUAUUUGACACCAUUCUUCCUCGUUUUAAGCAAAAUGGACCAUCGUCCUUUUUGUUUAAUGGACCAAUCAUAACCUCUGCGUUUGACUUGAGACAGUUAUUCUCCGUCACGCAUGUUUGUCCCAGUGUCAAUGGAUUAAGCAGGCAAGCGGUCUGUAAUACGGGACCACCAUUUUACGUGGUCAUGAGCGUCACGUGAAGGUCUAACCGUUUGCAGUGCAAAGGCAGUACCUUCUUCUUCAGUUCAUUAAGACUCUGAGUUUUAGUUGGUCCUAAAAAUCGAAUUCGCUACCUCCCACUCUCCAGGCCAGCACUCUGCCGACUAAGCUAAUCCUUCCGCGGUUAUAACUGACCUUCCAACACCCGGAGCGCACAACCCACACUACUGAGAAAAAAAAUAGUACCAUGCGAAUGUUCUGGUAAGAAGCUUAAUCAGAAUGGUCAUAUCAUAACGAAGGAUUACGUGACUCUGUAUGCCCAAAACCCUUACCUAAAUCGAUUGUGUUAUAGUGAACCGCGAUUUGAUCAUUAGAGUUGAAUAUGUUCCUUUUCCUUGUUUUCAGAUGCAGCAAGCGUCAACAGUGGCUUUACUCCCGUGUCAAGUAGUUUUCCUUUAAGCGCCAUCUCACUGAUGGUCUCAUCUUCGCCUUUUUAUGUUGACGCCGUUAAUUCCAUGGUGGCCGCCACAAACAUGGCUUAUCGUGAUUUUCUCAAGUCUGAAGAAGGUCAAGGUUUUCGGGGAGAGGUGAAUACAAAAAUUAUUCUGCGACAAAAGAAUAACCUUUAUGCCCAGUGUUACCUCCAGUUUUUGGACACCCUAAAGACCAGGCUUAAAUUGCGGGGGAGAGGGGGAGGGGUGGAUUAACCCAAAACACUACAGGGAAAUAGCGAGGAAUAUUUGAUUUACUCAAAUAGUUGACAUAUAUGAAGAAAUGACUACACCUUCAUUCAUUAAUAUUGGAAUUUAUCGUUCAACUCGCUAGCAAAGUUUGGCUAUAUGGUAAAACUGUGGCAGGUUACCUACAUAAUUUAAACAAUUACUGAAUGAGGCUAGUAUGAUACGAUUGAGGGCAGUGUUCGCCUCUCAAAGCUGUAAAUUCCUUUGCCUUUUCUUGUGGUCUGCACUCACGCUUAAGCAGCUAAGCUGCCGGGCCGCUGUUUCACGUGACGUCAUAUACAAUCAUCGACUUCUUAGUGACUGACAUCAGUGAUUGUAUAACCUAAGCGUUUUCCAAAUUUGGUCAGCGCCAGUAGCGCCAGCUGGUUAUGAAGAAUCUUUUUUGGGGGGGUGGGGAGGGAGGGGAGGGAUUAUAGCCAGUAAGAAAUAUUUGUAUAGCCAAUAAGAAAAUAUGUGGAAUUAAUGAUAAUGUGUUUUAUUGACUUGUAGGUUUGUGUUCUUGGUGACUGCAUGGGCGCCCUGCUUGCAUACGACGCCUUAAUCAGUAACGAGAACACCUUGUCCAAACGCACCCAAAGCUUCUUUUCAAACACAGCGAUGCUCUCGCCUCUCGCUGCAACGACUGCAGGGAACAACGGAGAAACCAAUGGAAGCGUGGUGAAAAAACCGCGCCGCACAAGUAGCCAUACUCCGCCCAGUAAAAGCUUGGAGGUCUCGCACAAUCUCAGACUCAGUCUGAGUAGCGGAAAUAUUCGAGAAAAUGUCGAUCCAAAUUCCGACGAAAUCAUGCGCGCUCCGCCAGUCGAGGAGUUGGAAGACACCGUUUUGGAGUCACCGAAUCAGCUAAGCAGAGCCGAGCGGCUACAAAAGUUUUCCUUCGAGACCUCUCUGUCGAUGGAUUCCGUAGAUCAUGCUAUGUUCGAUUUUGAAGUUUCCAAGUUUUUCGCAUUUGGUUCGCCUAUCGGACUUGUUUUGGCUUAUCGUAGAUUCAUGCAUGGAGAGGACAGGACAGGUAAUGACCAUACUUAUCACUGUAAAUAAAACUGAACGUUUUCCUUACAAUAAGUUCCCAUAGUCACCACGCUAUACGCUCGAUUUCCGUCGCUCUCUCGGAUCCGGGGGUCCGUUUCUCAACAGUCCCGGUAACUUUACGGCCCGAUAUCAGAUUUUCAGAUCAUAAUCUAAACAACAAAAACGCGUUUCCUAGCUAUCAUAUUAUCUACAAACCUACUGAAACCUCUAUCUCAAAUUUAAACGACAACAGCUUUUCAGGCCCGUUAAUUAUCGGGACUUUUGAGAAACGGGCCUUCGGUCUUAUUCCUUUUCGGGAAAAGAGCGUGGGCUCAUUUCUCGAUCAGCGGCUGGUAAUUGGGUCUACUCACACGAAGGAGUAUUUUAUUUCCAAACCAAAUCAUUUCAUUACUUUCUUUGCAGCUGUACCGCCAAAACCUGCUUGCGACCAGGUCUAUAACCUGUUUCACCCGUUUGACCCAUCUGCGUCUCGGAUCGAACCUUUGAUCAGUCCGCAGUUUGCACAGAUCCCUGCUGUAAGCGUUCCUCGUUAUCACCGGUUCCCGCUUGGAGAUGGCCAAUCACAUCUUCUUAACAAGGUCUUUGCUGAUAAUCCUGAACUCUUUGUUAGCCAGCCUGGUAAUUUUCGUUCUCAAUCUCGCCCGGGCUUGGUUCAACGGGACAGCAAUCUGAGCACUGUAAGCCUGGUAUCUAGUGACAGUUCGGAUAGCCCUAGAGGGGGUACAGAGUUUGAUGCAGGUAUGUCUAAGUUUUUAUUAGGUGGCGCGAUUCUUUUAUUUAAAAAGGUUUUACAAGAUAUCCGAUAAUCCUGAAUACGUGACAAGAUCGAGAAGCUGCUUCAAAUUCCUGAAAAUGACAGCCUUAAUGUUUCACGAACAGUAAGUUGAUUACCGAACCUGUCUGGCGUUUAUUUGUACUGACUCGUGAAGGACGCAACGUUGUUUUUACUGACUUGCUCUAAUGCUAAGUUUUUGAUCAAGUACAGGAUAUUUCACUGAUUUCUUUGUUUACGUAAUCAGCGGUCGCUAAUUGGUGGGGCACCAGACGACUUGACUUUGCCUUGUACUGUCCCGAGGGACUUCAGCAAUUUCCAACAGCCGUUCUCUCGCCUCUCUUCCAUGUCAGCUAUUGGGAAUCAAGCGACGUGGCCGCGUUUGUCGUCAGACAGGUACUCAACUGGUUUGGUGCUUUUGCUUCUCCUUGUGUUCGUUGUGGUUUUUUAGCCUGGUUACGUCUUGUUAGUGGUGACACAUAUAAACCCGGUUCAGACGCUGAUCUUUUCAUGAGUCAAACCUAAUACAUUGAAUUAAGUACAUGAAAAGUUUGGCGUAUGAAUACGUGAUUAGGAACGCCUAUUUCAAUUUGGAACGGCUCAGCCGUUCUUCACGCCUAGCCCGGCCGGGAAUUUCGACUGGUGAACGACUUUUGAAGUCAUGAUUUCAAGAAUACAGUUAAUAUGUAUAUUUUUAUUUUAACAGGCAAAAAAAGUCUUAGAGGAGACAAAGCGGGAUGCCGAACUUCAUCAUGCUGCUUGCAACUUUAAAAAAAGACCAGGCCAANCUCAGUUGCUGAGUCAUGCCCUAGGGGAGGCUUUAAAAUACAGAAUUUCCAGACAUGGAUGAGGGAAUUUUCCGUAAACAGCAUGUGAUCAUGCCGGCUAGGACGUAUUGCCUCCAUAUUGCCCCUUUUUACAGCUAGCUAGGCUCAUUUUUAGGUUCCAUGGCCUGAAAUGACGAUAAAUUCAUGCCCUAAAUGUAAAAAGUCCAAAAACGUCCUCGAAAGUUUAGUUUCCAAGCCGUUUUAGACUAUCGGCUGGUUUAUUCACCAAAUUCUGUCUCUUUGCUCCUUGUUUUUCAGUCUCCUCGACUCCUUAGAAAAGAAAAGUUGUGUAAAAAGGUCAGCGAUACUUCUACUUGUUCGUUACCAGCCUCCAGCAUUACUAGCCUCAUUCUCAUCAUCCACGGUGGGACGCAAAUAGACACGGGCCUGGAUCCCACGUCACGUGCCAUGGACUUUAAACUGCUCCAGGAUGCAUUUGAAGCGGUGAUUAAUUCACACUACAAAGGUGCUUUGGGAAGGAUCGCUCUGAGGCUCGUCCAGUGCCCAGCUAUUUGCUCCAAAGCACUGAAUCUGUUGUCUCAGCUGUGUCCUUACUCUGAAAGUGAUUCGGGUAAGAAUUGAGUGGCCAUAAACAAGAGUCGAAAUGCAAACCGUAGACGGGAAAACCGACAGUCUAAAGGACCAUUUCAAUUCACUUUUGUCAAUCUCGUCACGAUUUGGCAUCACGCUCUUUCCCACGAAGGCAGAAAGUUCUCUUAGUCAGGUCUAUCGUUAGACUAUUUGACACCAUUCUUCCUCGUUUUAAGCAAAAUGGACUAUCAUCCUUUUUGUUUAAUGGACCAAUCAUAACCUCUGCGUUUGACUUGAGACAGUUAUUCUCCGUCACGCAGUUUGUCGCAGUCUCAAUGGAUUAAGCAGUCAAGCGGUCUGUAAUACGGGACCACCAUUUUACGUGGUCAUCAGCGUCACGUAAAGGUCUAACCGUUUGCAGUGCAAAGGCAGUACCUUCUUCUUCAGUUACGUUAAGACUCUGAGUUUUAGUUGGUCCUAAAAAUCGAAUUUGCUACCUCCCACUCUGCAGGCCAGCACUCUGCCGACUAAGCUAAUCCUUCCGCGGUUAUAACUGACCUUCCAACACCCGGAGCGCACAACCCACACUACUGAGAAAAAAAAUUGUACCGUGCGAAUGUUCUGGUAAGAAGCUUAAUCGGAAUGGUCAUAUUAUAACGAAGGAUUACGUGACUCUGUAUGCCCAAAACCCUUACCUAAAUCGAUUGUGUUAUAGUGAACCGCGAUUUGAUCAUUAGAGUUGAACACUGUUCCUUUUCCUUGUUUUCAGAUGCAGCAAGCGUCAACAGUGGCUUUACUCCCGUGUCAAGUAGUUUUCCUUUAAGCGCCAUCUCACUGAUGGUCUCAUCUUCACCUUUUUAUGUUGACGCCGUUAAUUCCAUGGUGGCCGCCACAAACAUGGCUUAUCGUGAUUUUCUCAAGUCUGAAGAAGGUCAAGGUUUUCGGGGAGAGGUGAAUACAAAAAUUAUUCUGCGACAAAAGAAUAACCUUUAUGCCCAGUGUUACCUCCAGUUUUUGGACACCCUAAAGACCAGGCUUAAAUUGCGGGGGAGAGGGGGAGGGGUGGAUUAACCCAAAACACUACAGGGAAAUAGCGAGGAAUAUUUGAUUUACUCAAAUAGUUGACAUAUAUGAAGAAAUGACUACACCUUCAUUCAUUAAUAUUGGAAUUUAUCGUUCAACUCGCUAGCAAAGUUUGGCUAUAUGGUAAAACUGUGGCAGGUUACCUACAUAAUUUAAACAAUUACUGAAUGAGGCUAGUAUGAUACGAUUGAGGGCAGUGUUCGCCUCUCAAAGCUGUAAAUUCCUUUGCCUUUUCUUGUGGUCUGCACUCACGCUUAAGCAGCUAAGCUGCCGGGCCGCUGUUUCACGUGACGUCAUAUACAAUCAUCGACUUCUUAGUGACUGACAUCAGUGAUUGUAUAACCUAAGCGUUUUCCAAAUUUGGUCAGCGCCAGUAGCGCCAGCUGGUUAUGAAGAAUCUUUUUUGGGGGGGUGGGGAGGGAGGGGAGGGAUUAUAGCCAGUAAGAAAUAUUUGUAUAGCCAAUAAGAAAAUAUGUGGAAUUAAUGAUAAUGUGUUUUAUUGACUUGUAGGUUUGUGUUCUUGGUGACUGCAUGGGCGCCCUGCUUGCAUACGACGCCUUAAUCAGUAACGAGAACACCUUGUCCAAACGCACCCAAAGCUUCUUUUCAAACACAGCGAUGCUCUCGCCUCUCGCUGCAACGACUGCAGGGAACAACGGAGAAACCAAUGGAAGCGUGGUGAAAAAACCGCGCCGCACAAGUAGCCAUACUCCGCCCAGUAAAAGCUUGGAGGUCUCGCACAAUCUCAGACUCAGUCUGAGUAGCGGAAAUAUUCGAGAAAAUGUCGAUCCAAAUUCCGACGAAAUCAUGCGCGCUCCGCCAGUCGAGGAGUUGGAAGACACCGUUUUGGAGUCACCGAAUCAGCUAAGCAGAGCCGAGCGGCUACAAAAGUUUUCUUUCGAGACCUCUCUGUCGAUGGAUUCCGUAGAUCAUGCUAUGUUCGAUUNGUGUUCGCCUCUCAAAGCUGUAAAUUCCUUUGCCUUUUCUUGUGGUCUGCACUCACGCUUAAGCAGCUAAGCUGCCGGGCCGCUGUUUCACGUGACGUCAUAUACAAUCAUCGACUUCUUAGUGACUGACAUCAGUGAUUGUAUAACCUAAGCGUUUUCCAAAUUUGGUCAGCGCCAGUAGCGCCAGCUGGUUAUGAAGAAUCUUUUUUGGGGGGGUGGGGAGGGAGGGGAGGGAUUAUAGCCAGUAAGAAAUAUUUGUAUAGCCAAUAAGAAAAUAUGUGGAAUUAAUGAUAAUGUGUUUUAUUGACUUGUAGGUUUGUGUUCUUGGUGACUGCAUGGGCGCCCUGCUUGCAUACGACGCCUUAAUCAGUAACGAGAACACCUUGUCCAAACGCACCCAAAGCUUCUUUUCAAACACAGCGAUGCUCUCGCCUCUCGCUGCAACGACUGCAGGGAACAACGGAGAAACCAAUGGAAGCGUGGUGAAAAAACCGCGCCGCACAAGUAGCCAUACUCCGCCCAGUAAAAGCUUGGAGGUCUCGCACAAUCUCAGACUCAGUCUGAGUAGCGGAAAUAUUCGAGAAAAUGUCGAUCCAAAUUCCGACGAAAUCAUGCGCGCUCCGCCAGUCGAGGAGUUGGAAGACACCGUUUUGGAGUCACCGAAUCAGCUAAGCAGAGCCGAGCGGCUACAAAAGUUUUCCUUCGAGACCUCUCUGUCGAUGGACUCCGUAGAUCAUGCUAUGUUCGAUUUUGAAGUUUCCAAGUUUUUCGCAUUUGGUUCGCCUAUCGGACUUGUUUUGGCUUAUCGUAGAUUCAUGCAUGGAGAGGACAGGACAGGUAAUGACCAUACUUAUCACUGUAAAUAAAACUGAACGUUUUCCUUACAAUAAGUUCCCAUAGUCACCACGCUAUACGCUCGAUUUCCGUCGCUCUCUCGGAUCCGGGGGUCCGUUUCUCAACAGUCCCGGUAACUUUACGGCCCGAUAUCAGAUUUUCAGAUCAUAAUCUAAACAACAAAAACGCGUUUCCUAGCUAUCAUAUUAUCUACAAACCUACUGAAACCUCUAUCUCAAAUUUAAACGACAACAGCUUUUCAGGCCCGUUAAUUAUCGGGACUUUUGAGAAACGGGCCUUCGGUCUUAUUCCUUUUCGGGAAAAGAGCGUGGGCUCAUUUCUCGAUCAGCGGCUGGUAAUCGGGUCUCCUCACAUGACGGAGAAUUUUACUUGCAAACCUCAUCAUUUCAUUAUUUUCUUUACAGCUGUACCGCCAAAACCUGCUUGCGACCAGGUCUACAACCUGUUUCACCCGUUUGACCCAUCUGCGUCUCGGAUCGAACCUUUGAUCAGUCCGCAGUUUGCACAGAUCCCUGCUGUAAGCGUUCCUCGUUAUCACCGGUUCCCGCUUGGAGAUGGCCAAUCACAUCUUCUUAACAAGGUCUUUACUGAUAAUCCAGAACUCUUUGUUAGCCAGCCUGGUAAUUUUCGUUCUCAGUCUCGCCCGGGCUUGGUUCAACGGGACAGCAAUCUGAGCACAGUAAGCCUGGUAUCUAGUGACAGUUCGGAUAGCCCAAGAGGGGGUACAGAGUUUGAUGCAGGUAUGUCUAAGUUUUUAUAAGGUGGCGCGAUUCUUGUAUUUAAAAGGGUUUUACAAGAUAUCCGAUAAUUCUGAUAUUUCACUGAUUUCUUUGUUUACGUAAUCAGCGGUCGCUAAUUGGUGGGGCACCAGACGACUGGACUUUGCCUUGUACUGUCCCGAGGGACUUCAGCAAUUUCCAACAGCCGUCCUCUCGCCUCUCUUCCACGUCAGCUAUUGGGAAUCAAGCGACGUGGCCGCGUUUGUCGUCAGACAGGUACUCGUCUGGUUUGGUGCUUUUGCUUCUCCUUGUGUUCGUUGCGGUUUUGUAGCCUAGUUACGUCUUGUUAGUGGUGACACAUAUAAAUCCGGUUCAGACGCUGAUCUUUUCAUGAGUCAAACGUAAUACAUUGAAUUAAGUACAUGAAAAGUUUGGUGUAUGAAUCCGUGAUUAGGAACGCCUAUUUCAAUUUGGAACGGCUCAGCCGUUCUUCACGCCUAGCCCGGCCGGGAAUUUCGACUGUUGAACGACUUUUGAACGGCUUUGAUUCAAACGCCGAACUUUCAUGUACCGAACCCAAUGCAUAGAUGAUGAUAACGUAUUUUGCAAGCAGUUUGACCAAAAUGAGCAUUUUUCUUCUUUUGAUUUUGAAUUUAGUUCGGCUGGAAUUAAGAUUUCAGCCGGUCUAAAUAGUUUGGGUGGGCCUCAAUUCGAAUUAGGUUUGGCUCAUGAAUAGUUCGGCGUCUGAACCGGGCCUUAACGGUGGGGUUCAUAACGGUUGCGGGAAAGGAAAUCUCGUAAGGGCGAGGGAGAAGGAGGGAAUCGACUUUCCCUUCCUCGCUUCUCUCGCAAGUUCUCCCUCCCCCAUUUCUUCCCUUUUUUAAACUUAUCGGGCCAGAAUCCUUGAAAGUAUCAAGAAUCCCUUUCGGCCCCGGACUUUCUUUGAAAAGAAAUAAAUAAAGAAAUUAGAAUAGUUUUGUCGUUUCAGCCCACUAAUGAGCCAUUAUAACAUGAUCCCUCUUCCAUUAUCAUUGUUUAGUUGACUUCGACUGUGUCCGGUAAUACUGAGUUGUUUUGUUUUCCUUUUUGCACAGAUUCUUCAUGGUGAGUUGGACAGUGUCAGUGUAUCAUCACCCAGUAGAAGAUGUCAGACGUUUAGCCCUGCUGAACCCAGAGAGAAGUGGCUAAAACGAAGAACGGCUAUGAAAAUUAAGGUAUUUACUUUCGCUGUCCUGUGCACUAUAUUGGGUAACCUGUGUCCUGCAUGCAUGAAACAGGUUAUGGGCGUUGUGGUUCACUUUCUACUCAUCAUGCGUGGCCAAAGACAAUCGGAAAUAGUUUCACAUUUAGAAAUUCUUAUUAACAAAUUUGGAAACUUUUUUGGUUGUUGUAGUUGGUUCAAAAACAUUUUUGUGAUUCUCUAAAUUAUGUGAUAAUGCUCCGACCCAGACGGUUAAGAAAAAAAAAAACGUUACGGGUCGGUAACAGUGACUUUUGGAACUUUUCCUUGAUUUUGUUCUACUUGCAGAACCUGAGCGCCAAUCAUCGGGCCAACGACCGGGUGACCCUAGAAGGUCAGGACCAGACCAUUUCGGCCAGGUUUAUGUAUGGUCCACUUGAUAUGGUUUCGCUUAGCGGAGAGAAGGUAGGAGUAACGAACAAAGUUUUCGCUCGGAUUCAAAGCCAGAACCACCUUGUACAUAUAUUAACGGUACUACAGGAGGGUACGCUUUAAAGCCUUCGUCUUAUUGAGUCCUCGCGAUUUGGUCGACACAAAGGAAGUCGGAGGAAAUGUAAUUCUACGGUACAGUGAACUCUCAGUAAGCUGGACACCUUCUCGACCCCACCUAAAAUUUAAAGACCCCACGACCUCUAGAUAAGAAUACCGUUAGCUGACCGACUGAGCUAAAAAGGUAGAGAGAUAUCUGAUCCCACACUGGAAUUGCAUAGAAUUUUAGUAUACUUGAAAUUUCCCUCCAUGUAACCGGUACAUCUAUUUGCAGUUAAGUUUCACUGUAGAAAAACAAGUUAAUUCAGGCCGGAAUAAGCAGCCAUGUGUGCUUCGUAGAUAUACCAUUUUCUGAUCCAAUGUCGCUCUUUUCAGGUGGACAUCUACGUCAUGACCCAACCUCCCUCUGGAGAGUAUGUUUUAUUUGACACCGUUUUGACCGGAAGUGGAGGAAAGUUAUCUUGCUCUAUUCCUGAAGAUAAGAAACUUCCGGUGGGAAUCUACCCCAUCAAGUUGGUCGUCAAGUAAGUAUAACAGCUCCACCCAGAAUGCAACGCCACGCAACGCUCCUCCCGUUACGUGACGAAGCGUUGCGUGACGACCCUAAGAACGGCGGCGAAGGAGACGAGGGAGGUGGUCGUUUACGAGAUUCCAACCACAGGGGCUGUCUUCCGAGAACAGCUCCCGACACAUUUACUUUUCGGUAGAGAAUUUAUCUUAUGCAAUUUCUAAGUCGGUCCCGGCACUCGAGCUGAGGCCACUUCGGUUGGAGGGAAGUGCUAUCACCACUGGUACACUCUUGCUCCUCCCUAUGGUGUGUACUGACGGGGUGGCGGGGGAGGGUCUGGAGUAUAGAGAAGGGUUGAUUAAGGCUCUUCACGUUGCAUUUUGUUGUUUUUGCUUUGUAGAGGUGAUCACACGUGGGUAGAUAGUAACCUAGCCGUUUUGCCGCCUAAAACCGAAGCUGUUGUGUUCAGUAUCGACGGCUCAUUCACGGCCAGUGUCUCCAUUCGUGGUAAAGACCCAAAAGUUCGCGCUGGAGCUGUGGAUGUUGUCAGGUAACAGAGUUUUGUUUUCACAGUGAAAGGAGCACACCCGUGGCCGCCUAACAAACUUUUUGUGGCUACGAUCUUUGAAAGCGUAGCUUCUUUGCUGUGUUGUCUUCUGUGCGUGCGUAAUGUAAAAAAACAACAACGUAACCUCUGCAGAAAUAACUGUAAAGUGACGAAUAUAAAUGAAAAAAAAAACUGUUGUUGAGGCGCGGAGAUCCUAUGUUCGAUUCCGAGAUUCUCCUUGGAAUCUCUCAGUGUAAAGGAAAGCCGGGUUUUUUUAGUUGGCGGGUGGUGGGGGGUGGGGGAAUCCUAAAGCGUCUCCAUUCAGCAGAUCAGACAGCGCAACUUCGCUAUUACUAGAUACUUUAGCGUCUCUCUGGUUUCUCUUUUAGACACUGGCAAGAAUUGGGUUUCUUGAUUGUUUACGUUACAAGCCGUUUAGACUUUCAGAAGACCAAAGUUAUGUCUUGGCUUGCAGAACAUAACUUUCCAUACGGAUUAGUUUCAUUCGGCAACGGGAUUACUAAGGAUCUCCAGAGACAUAAAACCGAGUUUCUCCGUUACCUCGUCAAUGAUGUGAGUUAUUUAUGUUUUAAGUCUGAAGUUUCACCAAAGGAAAAGGCUCAUACCAAACGAAUUUCUGUUUUACUGUUAUUGCGCUCGUUUGCUGAGUCAAGUGACGCAUGCAUCUCUAAUUCACAAUCUAAUUGAAACAAUAAAACCCAGUAAAUUAGUGAGCCAUUUUCAGGCACUGUGCCAUCGAUCUUUGUAUCCUGUGUGUUCAGCUCAUUAUGGGCCAUUUUCGAGUUGUCCCGAGCCUCUGCUUCAUAACGAGGGAAAGGCGAAGUCUUUGAUAUGAAAAUAUUCUUGUUCUCUUGCAAGUCAUGGGCUCCUGUGCAUUUUCACCUAAACAGUUCUGCAUUUAGCCUCAUUUUGAAAUUGAGGGUUUUUGGAAUUCGGAAAUGACCUAUUUGAAUAUUCUUGAAUAGUCUUUUCAUUAGAAUUUUUUCAGCUUUCUGGUGUAAUUAAAUAAUGACUGUUCCUUGUUGUCGUUAGUGUCAAGUGUUGAUUCACGCGGCGUAUGGAUCAGUGAAAGACAUUUCAGUUUACACAUCUAUCGGAGUUCAGUCGCAUCAGAUUUACACUGUAGGAAAACACCAUCCGAGGAAAUACGCGAGCCAGGCUCAGGUUAGUAACACCGUUAUUUACUCUUUAUUCGCCCGUUGACACUAAUUAAUUGAGGUGGCCUCUUGAGACUUGUCCAGUCUCUUAAACUAUGUUCACACUCGGUGUCGAGCUCGUCGCCCGAGUGCGGUAUGUAUUUGCUGGGAAGUAAUGUAAACACAACGUGUUUUCAAGUACCCAUGCUACCUAUCAUAAACCCAGGUCGUGCGGACUGGAGAACGCGCGGACGUGUAGAUUUUAGUCAAAUUGUUUAACAUUGAUAUUAAUUCAUUUGGUAAAUGGGAGACAAAGUUAAAUCACUCGAAAGAGAGAACGACAAGUUGCGAGACCAGAUUAAAAAUCUGUCAAAGGAUUUCGCAAAUUUCAAAGACAAGGUGUACUGUAAAUUCUUUCUCUCUUUGUACAAUCCUUCCGCAUUAUAUUAUAUAUAGACAAAAAUGUACAUAAAAGAAUAAAAAUUAUACUCUACACGUAAAUUGACUGGCCCGCCAAGAUUAGCUCAAGCUACCUGCGGGCCAUUGCACUUUGUAAAACGUAAAUAAGGAAACAAUUCUGGCACGAUGUGCAUGGUGCCUGAUAACAAGAUCUCAACCUUGUACUCGGACGUUAAAUAUUGGCACUGGGUCUACAAGAGAGCCUGGCAAUAUUUCUAGAGCAAUAUUUUUUAAUAACUGAUAGCGCUGUUUUGUUCUUUUCUUUAGUUCCUAAAGGACGGCUAUGCAGCUCAUUUAACAUUCCUGUCCAAUCAACCUAUUUCCAGACCGGCUGUUGGAAAUUCCCGGUUGAUAAUCAGGCGAGGUUGCUUUGGUCUUCAAUCACGAACUACCAAGGCAAGGCACAAGAUCAAACGUUCCAUUUCAGAUAAGCCGUCGAACGAUUCUGACGUAGAAAGUUCAACUUUAUCAGGAUUCUUUAAUUACUCCUCCUUUAGACACACCAAGGGGCGGUCUAUGAAUAAAUUUGAUCAAGACUAUUAGAAAUGACCAUUGCACUCGAGUAGAAAAUAACCAACGGAUCGGCUUAGAUUGGUGGCACAAGAGCGAUGCUUUAUGAGAGGUUCAUAAUCGAGAAUCAUAAGCUAUGAAAAAUAUCUGACCUUAGAGCUCGAGUGAACUCCAUCAGAUUCGAAGAACUCCCUCAUGCAAACAAAUAUCGAACCUUCGUGAAGUAAUGAAUCUUACCUUCGAUGCUGUUUCCUUCCUGUGGUUUUAAUUUCUUCAUCAUAUCGUGCUUAUAUCCGUGUUUUCCUGCGAUUCUCGAGCGUUUGAAAUACCUUCCUGUCAGCCGCCAUUUUGUACAUCCUUCGCUCAGACCCAGUUCCUCGCUGUGUGAUUUAGCACCCCCCCUCCCCUCCCCCCGCUUAAGGUUUGAGUGUACGGCGGUGGUCAGCUCAUUUGCAGAGAAGGCAUCGAGUGAAAACAGGGGCGUAAAAAAAGCCGAUGUCGAAAUUAAACACACGGGUCAACAAACUUGAAGAGAAGACUGACUCCUUUAUCGAUAUUUUGAAAACACUAUUCAGCUUGAUUGAAUGCUCUAGAACUCCGUGUUUUCCAUAACCCCGGCCGGCCUAAAAUAAAAGGCAAAAUAUUUUCUAAAGGACACGCCCUAAGUUUGUGGAAUGAAAUAUAUUCUCAAUCUCGGUCGUCUUGAAAAUUUGUCGGCUGUAAAACAGUCCUCGUGUGUUAUUAAGGUAGUAAUACGGAGAAACGUUUCCUUCGUGUUCCCACCUUCCAGAGCUGUUCUGCGUUCCACGUUGGUUCAGAGGUCACAGAUUUGAGGUACUCGAACAUUGCCUCCAAUUUGUUUUGUUUUUUGCAAUCCCAUCGUCUUCUAGCCUGAGAAAACAGCCGACGUUUCGCUACGCCACCGCUGGUUUCCCUGGGAAAUGUCGUCUGAGAAACGAGCGCAGAAAUUCCGUACUGAUAACGCGUCACUACCCAGAUCUGGAUAGUGCUUCUGAUUGGUUGAAGCAGAAUUCCCACGCGAACGACCAAU
This is a messenger RNA of Porites evermanni, 24972 nucleotides long. NCBI's taxonomy places the organism in Eukaryota, Metazoa, Cnidaria, Anthozoa, Scleractinia, Poritidae. The record is from the annotation of a GenBank genome assembly.